AAUAUUCCAUAGCGAUUUCAGAGGACAGCUGACAUUUGUCUGUAAGGUUCCAAUCUAAAAAAUUAUCUUUUUCAAAAUAAGUUACUUUAAAGUAGGAGUCUCCACUCUUCAGUAAGUCAAAAAUACCCUGAUAUCUGAACGCGGAUGAAUGGAGGACUCGGCUUUCUGAGCCGCCAAGCGACCCCUAUAGGAAGACGCCUGUUGGGUUACAUGAAUCAUGCAUCUUCCAGCUCUUAGUUGUUGAACUUAUGCGCACUGAAUGGGGUUUUCACAAGAAUAUCCGCCCACUGAAGCGCGACACACAUUCUGCACGUUCCACAUGCGCCGCAGGUGCUCUGCGCUCCGGUCCUCUCGCGCUCAUGGACCCUCACACAGUCACAGAGAGACUAUAAAGCCCACUUACAGCCCGUCUGCUGCCUGCCUGGGACAUUGUUUACACGUCUGUUGAGGGAUAUUAGGCUGCUUUGAAAAACUGUCGUUAGUUUUGAAUGCAACGAGCUCAAGACAGAAUGCCAUUUCUUCAGCACGCGCUGGACUCGCAGUUGGAGAGUUUGGCUUUAGAGCAAGUGGCCCCGGCUCUGUUGGACCAAGGCUUCUUUUAUGUGGAUCAUUUUCUGGGGGACAUCGCGGGGCAUAUGGUUCUGGGUCAGGUCAAACGCAUGCAUUCCUGUGGGCUUCUCAACGACGGCCAGCUGGCCAGAAGAAGCAAUGGAGUUUGCAGAAGAAGCAUCAGAGGAGAUAAAAUAACAUGGGUUAACGGGACCGAGAGCGGCACGGAGGCUGUCAACUUCUUAUUAACACUCAUAGACAAACUUAUUUCUCUGUGUAUGGGUCGACUGGGCAAAAGUAUUCGCGCGAGGUCAAAGGCGAUGGUGGCGUGUUAUCCAGGAAAUGGAGCAGGAUAUGUGAAACAUGUAGAUAACCCUAAUGCAGACGGCCGCUGCGUCACCUGUAUUUACUAUCUGAAUAAAAACUGGAAUGCGAAGGAGCAUGGCGGAUUGCUAAGGAUCUUUCCUGAAGGAAAACCUUACGUAGCCGACAUCGAGCCUUUAUUUGAUCGACUUUUGAUUUUCUGGUCAGAUCGUAGAAACCCUCAUGAAGUUCAGCCGUCGUAUGCUACAAGGUAUGCAAUCACUGUGUGGUACUUUGAUUCAGAGGAAAGAGCUGAAGCAAAACGAAAAUUCAGAGAUCUGCCAGCUAACUCACAGGAAGGUUCAUCAUCUUAACAGAAAUACACUGGCCUGUCUCCUCCGACAGGGUUUCUUUGUCUACUUAGCUUUUUUCCCCUCUAUUUUUACAUUGCUUGUUGCACUAAUGGUACCCUCUCCCCCCACUUUGUAUUUGUGAUUUACUAUGUUUGAAUACGUUUCUUAAAAUAAGUGAAGAGUCGUUUGAGUAACCCGCUGCUAAUGUAAAGACAAUUUUGUAAAAAAUGUUGAGAAUCUUAAUACUGAUAACGGAUUAUUAGAUGUUUAUUAUAAUAAAAUUGUUCUUUAAAAAAAAAAAAAAAAAACUUUUCAGAGCUAUAUUGUCUAGAUGUGUAAAAAGACUAGAUAAGAAGCAUAUAUAAAUAAAACACUAUUUUUUUUUCUCAAAUAUGUCAACAAGCAUUAUGAAUAUUUUCUUUUAUAUGCACGUUUUUGCUGUUUUGUAUGUUUUGGCACAUAUUUUAUCAUUCUUUGUUUAAUGAACACUUCAUUAGAAAGGAAAUUUGAAACUUGUCAGUGGACUUGAAGUUGUGUGUGUGUGUGUAUAUAUAUACAGAGGUUUUAUUAUUUUUGAACGACUCUUUCAUAUAGAGAUGUUUAUAAAAGUCAUUCUGUACUGUGUUCACAAACCUUUAAAAAGCACUUGGUUGGAUGAUAUUGCUUUAUUUGUUCAGUCCUUGCGUUGGUUAAUGUUUGAUGAGAGACCUGAAUCAGCUUGCAUGCAGGUCAGCAAUGCUGCUCAACCACACCCUCGCAUCAAUAUCAUUUGACAGCUGUUUCAUAACAUUUUGAGUUUCGUAAAAUGUUUCUUUAACAAAAGUUGUUCUAGAGAAAAAUACUGAAACAUGUUAACAGGUUGGUUCAUGUACUGUACACAAAUCGAGAUUUACAACUAUUUGAAAUGGCCAAAUUAAACAAUGUGUUAAAAUGUUUUCAGUUGUCCCAUUGUUUAUAUUACU
Carassius auratus (goldfish) is the source of this 2167-nucleotide messenger RNA. RefSeq names its product egl nine homolog 3-like. Gene Ontology annotation, cellular component: nucleus; cytoplasm. The transcript is spliced from 5 exons. Lineage: Eukaryota; Metazoa; Chordata; Actinopteri; Cypriniformes; Cyprinidae. Gene Ontology annotation, molecular function: L-ascorbic acid binding; peptidyl-proline 4-dioxygenase activity; ferrous iron binding. The record is from RefSeq and is a predicted model, not a curated record. Gene Ontology annotation, biological process: cellular response to hypoxia; peptidyl-proline hydroxylation to 4-hydroxy-L-proline. The coding region runs from base 489 to 1226 and encodes 245 amino acids.